UCAGUGGAACGGUAGCAUGGAGCGUUGGUGCAACAAAGUGGCUGUGGUGAGCGGAGCGAGCGCCGGAAUCGGAGCAGCUUGCACCCGUGCCCUAAUCGGAGCGGGAAUGGUAGUGGUGGGUCUGGCCAGGCGGCAGGAGCGAGUGGAGAACCUUCGCAGUGGUCUGAGUCCCGAACAGCAAUCUCGGCUUCACGCAAUCAAGUGCGACAUUACGCAGGAGGAUCAGGUUUUGAAGGCCUUCGACUGGACCUGCCGCCAAUUGGGCGGAGUGGACGUGUUGGUGAGCAAUGCUGGGAUCAUUGGUACCGGAGAGCUCAGCGAGCGGGAUGAUCGUGCUGCCAUGCGAUCCACCAUAGAAACAAACAUCAUGGGCACCGUUUACUGCGUCCGUGAGUCCUUCCAUUCGAUGAAAAAGCGGGGAACCGAGGGCCACGUGGUCAUCGUGAACAGCGUGGCGGGCUACCAGGUACCCAACCUGGGACCCCAGCUUCCCUCGCUCAACAUUUAUCCGGCCACCAAGUUUGCCCUUCGCGCCAUGAACGAGAUCUACCGUCAGGAGUUCCAGAGGCACAAAACUGCCGUGAGGGUUUCGACCGUCAGUCCCGGCAUUGUUGAUACGGACAUCUUGCCGGAGCAGAUCCAGGGUAUUAUCAAACAACACAUGCCCAUGCUGCGAAGUGAUGACGUCGCUGAUGCCGUUCUCUGGGCAAUUGGCACUCCGCCCAAUGUUCAGGUCCAUAAUAUAACUAUCAAGCCGCAAGGCGAAAAGUUUUAAUAACUGUUAUGAUAAACUAUCAACUGCAGUGGACAAUUUCAUUAAAUAUUUAAGUUUUAUUUGUACUGCGCCACUAGUUGCCUUAGGCUAAAAAUAAAAUAGUAUAAUUGGA
This is a messenger RNA of Drosophila mauritiana, 887 nucleotides long. Its product is annotated as farnesol dehydrogenase. The coding region runs from base 17 to 775 and encodes 252 amino acids. The transcript has 3 exons. Lineage: Eukaryota; Metazoa; Arthropoda; Insecta; Diptera; Drosophilidae. Gene Ontology annotation, molecular function: oxidoreductase activity. The record is from RefSeq and is a predicted model, not a curated record.